Mercenaria mercenaria is the source of this 1723-nucleotide messenger RNA. Its product is annotated as cyclin N-terminal domain-containing protein 1-like. The transcript is spliced from 10 exons. Gene Ontology annotation, cellular component: site of double-strand break. The record is from RefSeq and is a predicted model, not a curated record. Gene Ontology annotation, biological process: reciprocal meiotic recombination. NCBI's taxonomy places the organism in Eukaryota, Metazoa, Mollusca, Bivalvia, Venerida, Veneridae. Bases 50 to 1039 code for a protein of 329 amino acids.
ACACCGUUUAUUUUCAGACGACGCAAGUUUACUUCUUUCAUAACGCAGAAUGGACAGAAUUGCUGCAGAGAAGAGUUCAGCAGUAUUUGGUACUCCUCCUGAGCCUUUGUUCAACCAUAAACUUUGUGGUGCUUCACCAGAAAUGCUUAAAGACUGGAUUGUACUUCUGACAGAGAAAAACUUGCAAGCAGUAGAUAAUGCAAAGCCAGUACAGGGAGCAUCUGUAGUGCAGGACAGUGUACAGUUCUUGUUCCUUACUUGUGAUCGUAUGAAGAUGUCAAGCGAAGUGAAAUACCUAAGUCUUGAACUGUUUGAUAGGUUUAUGGUGCAACAUGUACAGGAUCUGCAUGAACAUGUAGUAAACACAAGCGGUAUGAAAACGCGUGGAAAAGACUGGCAUGAAAUACAGAACCGUGUCAGGAACCAGGUUGUCCUCCGUGUCGUGUCUUGUAUACAGAUUGCUAGCAAACUCACAUCUCAUUACAGGAUUUUAAGUCCUCACAAGGCGAGACGUUUCCUGAUAGAUUCUGGACAUCGGUACAACACAGAGAGUAUCCUGCAGUCUGAAUUACGCAUCCUGAAGACACUAAACUUUCAUGUGUCUGUACCCUCACCACUGGUGUACCUGGAGUGCUUGCUGGAAGCAAUAGGUAAUGGCUCAUAUCAACAAACAAACAGGUAUCAUGGAGUCUGGAAGUUUAAGGUUCCCAAUGCCAUGGAGAAAAAUUUAAGCAAAGUUGACUAUUAUGAAGAGGAGCAUCUAUUGCGAGAAGAAUUAGUGGUCAUAAAAAGUAUCAAAAUUGGAUUUUAUGCCUCUACGGAAUUGUGUUAUGUUGCUGAGGAAUGUUUCGCGAGUGUGAGAGCAGAUAAAAUGUUGUUGAUGGUGACACUGAUUACAGCAGGUGCCUAUAUCAUAGACAGGGACUCACAUGAGAAGGUUAUGGUUUGUUUGAGUAAGAUCACAAGCAUUCCGACAGAAGAUAUUUCAGAUUUUGCCUCUGUCAUUCUGAAAACCCUGAUGGAGAGCAGUGAAGAUUGAAAUAUUAUCCCCCUUACCACUGAGGAUUAUGUGACCAUGCAGUAUUGGUGUGUGUCGCCUGUUUAGCUGGAGCAGUGAGCGGAUGAGGAAAUGAAGAUUGAAGCAGUGUUCCUUUACAGUUUACUUUACCUCCAAUGGCUGUUUACAGCAAUACUUCAGAAGACUGAGAUUUGAAAUAAUCCCCAAUUUCUGUGAAGACUAACCAUUCAAAAAUGAUGAGUUUUGAUUAGUGUUAACUGCAGUGCUUUGGGGACACUAAAAAUCAAAGAUUCCUUAAAUCUUAACUUGGUUCCUGCGGUUGAAUGGUAAAGGAUUAAAUUACCGUGGCUCACUGUUUAAGACAGUACCUGUGUUGUAAGAACAAUAGUUUGAAGUUACCGUCUUUCAUUGUUAACUAAGUUGUUAGAACAGUGAAGAUAUAUUAAGCUAUGCCAGGAAAGAAGUUACCUGUACAAAGUAACAAAAUAUAGUGCUGGCUAGGACAGUUAUGUUCUCAACUACCUCCCUUUUCUGUCAUAAUGACAGUAACUUAUUUACAUUAUCUCCCCUGUUUAUACUGAUGUUGGGAACAGUAGAGUGGUGUUUCUGUACCUGAAGGUAACAGACUGUUUACUGCACUGUUAGGGGAUAUUUGAGUCAAUACUUCUUAAAAGAGAAACACUUACAAAAGAAAAAAAGCAAAAA